ACGCCCACCUUGGAAGCGCGAGGCACGCCCCCACCCCUCCGUUUCCCCUUGUGCCAAAUGAAGCAAAGAAGAACUGUCGCCGUCUUUUGCGUCACUUUGUUGAAUGACAGCUCUGAGAGCCAAUCGGGAGGGGUUCUUUGUUUUGGGGUGUUGUUUUUUUUACCACCACAAGGUUUUGCCGGGGAAGGGGGAGCUUUUUAAAAGUAAGCUGCUGAAAAGGCCCGUGAGUGACGUCCCAAAGCACCUAUCGCGUUCCGAUCUUAAGACGGCCUCGUGCCGAAGGGGAAGCAGGGAAGAGAGAGAAGCCGCGCGCUAAUACGGCGGCGUUCAAAGCCAACAGCCAAUGGGCAUUCCCGCUUGCUAGCGCGCGCUUUCCCUCUGGGGCCUCUGCCGGUUGGGGGCGGGUAGAGAGCGCAGAACUGGUUUGAAAAGCUGAGCGAGUGCAACCAACGACGCCUCGUUCUCGGCAGCAUCGAAGAGGCGAGGUUAUAACGGUGCCGUCGAAGCGAAUGCACCGGGUUCCGAAUAAUAGCUUCCUCCACCACACGCAACCACAGAGGGAGGCACAAAGGUCGUGCCGGGUACAGGUUUCCACGUGGAAAUCUGUUCACCAUGCUCUUCGUUUCUGACGGCGCUUCUGCUAGCUGCUGGCGUAUGUCUAUGCGUGUCCUCACACGUACACACACCGCGUGUGCGGUGCAAACAGGUUUUCGCUGAAACUUAAGUUAAUAAAGAAGAGCCUGCUAGGUCAGGCCCACCCGGUCCAGCAAACUGUUCUCAACAGUGGCUGAACCAGUUGCCCGUGGGAAACCUGCAGCAAGCAGGAUUCGAGCACAAGAGCACUUGCCCCUCCUAUUUCCAGCAACAAGCAUUACUGCCUCCCGUCAUGGAGACAAGAGCAUAGGCACCGUAGCUAGUCACCAUGGAUAGUCUUCUAAUCGCCUAUUAAAGCCAUUCAAGUUGAUGAUCAUCACUGCCUCCAACCUCUCCCUAGGAAAUUAGAGAAGGAAGGCUGCCUUUGUACUGGAGCAUCUUAAUAUACUGUAAUGCCUAAAGUUAGAUGUGUCCAAUCUGCCAGAUAACUGCAAGUGCACAAACACAGCAGUAGGAUUAAAACCUAUGUGACUGCUCUGGGGAUUUCAGAGCACUGAGGAUGACAAAAAGCCUGCCUGGGUGUCAGUAAAAUUUACAUAAACCUAAAGCAUCCCUUUACACUGUAUUACACCUUGCUGUUUAAAAGGAUCCUGGGAUGUCAUGGAUUGAUUGAUUGAUUGAUCGCUUACAUCCUCCCAACCAAUUCCAUCCCUAGAGUUUAGACUCUAGGGCUGAAAGGAAGCCAGCAGCAGUCUUAUUUGGUUCCUGGCAGCUUAACUCCCAGUUACAGCUGUUGCAACAGUGAAGCUUGUGCAAAGCUCUCUGCAGUCAACAUUCCAUGGUAGCAUGAUGACAGUGUUCAUUUGCAGCCUUCAGCUGCUUUGGGGUGGAUCUGGAGUGUAUUUUUAAAAAACUCCCCUCCCCCAUGCCCUGGAUUCCCCCACUCUACAGGAAUGCAAGGAGAACCUGUCCUCAUUUGGGUGCCCAGUGGAUCACUAAACACAUCCCACUGUAUGAGAGGAGUAAUGUUUCAGCUCUGUCCAAAAUGAUAAAAACAGCCCGUGACAAUAUAAUGCUAAUGACUGAAAAAUUUAGCAUCAUCAGCAAACUUGGCCACCUCACUGCUGCUCACUCUACCCCUAGAUCGUUUAUAAAAAGUACAGUUCUCAAUACCGAUCCUUGAGGGACUCCACUUUUUACUCUCCAUUCAGAGAACUAUCCAUUUAUUCCUGUUCUUCUUGCAUCCUAACUAAUUCCUGAUCCACAAGAGGACCACUCUUAUUCUUUGACUCCUAAACUUACUUAGGAGUCUUUGAUUCCGCUUGUCAAUUCAGGAUGGCAAAGUUUCUGUAUCAAUAGGAUUUCCUGCCUCGUUUUCCCAAAAUGUCCUGGGGCAGGCACAAGGAAGUACAAGAAAAAUGCAGCUACAAAACAGUACAUUAUAAAUACUUCAAAAAUGCAGUAUCUUCAUAUUCCUGAGUAAAGUUAGAUACACAAAAUAACUGAUAAAUGUGCAUUUAUUUUACCAAAAACAAUAAACCCCACAUAGAGAUUGAAUGGAAUCUCAAACCAGCCUGUGUGUGUGUGUGUGUGUGUGUGUGUGUGAUGCUGCAGUAUACCCCAAGGGACUAGGGUCACAGCUAUAGGAGAUAAGCCUUAUCCAAAGUACUCACCAAAACAGGCAGGGUUUCGGAUGCAGCACAGUCCAAACAAACCCAAGUUAAGCACAGAGUAUCAAUCUAAGUCCAUACAUGAGCCAGAGACAGAUAUAGGCAACACUCCAAGAUCAAUAUCACAGGGAGUUCAGACAAGGUACACCAAAAGAAAAGCAACUAAGAACCAAAUACCGUAUGAUGCUUUCAAGACUCAAGAAUGAGGUCUUACAUACUCUGACCUCCCAAACCACACCCUAAGCACACUGAAGGCACAUCAGAGGUUGCUUACUCAUGAGCAAGCCCCACCUAACCCUCACUCACAAUUAGACUGACAACUCUGGGUUCGGAUCCAAAGCAUUUGGUGUCGGCCACCUUCCAUCCUGACAACUCCAGGAGUUCUUCAUCAGGUUUCAACCCAGAGGACUCCUCAAGGGGAUCUUCAACACUGGGUUAUGGGAGGGGGUUGCCUGCUCUUCAGGGUCCUUUACCUGUGAUGUAUCUUGUUCAUCGUCUGAGGACUCAGUGUCUGGUACUAGGUCAGGGCUAGGCAUGACAAUGAGCAUGUUGGCUCAUAUAGUCUGCCUUCAACCUUCAUAAGCAUUUAAUCAAUGAGCUGUAAUUGAGUUGUUUGGAUAGUCUUUAAACUCCUUUGAAGAGAAGGCACAAAUUGUUGUUGUUGCUGCUGUUGCUGCUGCUGCUGUUCUUCAGGCAAUUAUCUCUAAAUGGAAAAUAAAUUCAUCUUAAUUUGAGGUGUAGUAUAAUGUAGGAGACAGUCAGAUCUGCAUUGUUGCGCCACGAGACAAGAACACUGUCGGCCCUACCAUUUGGUCGAGUGAGGCAGUUGCUUCUGGUUGCAGAUGCAGGGGGGCAGCAGGAACUCCUACAGCCUCCCCCCCCCCAGCCAUUCCCCGCUGUUGAAGAUCAGAGCCUGUCAGGCAUCUCCUAAACUAGUCUGCUGCCCUCAGGGAAAGAAGACUGGUCAAAGCAAGGGAGAGGAAGUGUUGUGUGGAUUUUCCAAAAGUUUUCAGCACACAGGUCGUUAGAAAAUUCUGCUGCUUUUAGUUUUUCACUCUCAGUGCCUUCUUCUACUGAGUUCUGUGGUUCCGGGACUGCAUACUUGGGAAACUGCUUAUUCCCGAGGAAUCUUGCUUGCAGCUUCCUCAUCUUGGCUUUACCUUGUAACAGCAGGAUACUCAUUGACAGAGGCAAAGACUCAUUGAUUCUGGCUUACAUUUCAGUGUCACUUCAUUAAUGGACCACGGGGUGUUUCAUGAAGGAUAAAACAAAAACAUUCAAGAGCCUGGCAUGGAUCCGUCUGCUGCAAACAGCAGUAAGUUGCAGCUUUCACACUUUGAAUCCUGCUUGCCGUCUAUUCCUGCAGUCUUCUUGCUCAUCACAGCUUACGCUGUAGUCAUGCUGGUGGGGCUCCUUGGCAACCUUUGCCUAAUUAUUAUCAUCAGGAAACAGAAAGAAAGCCAGAAUGUCACCAACAUUUUGAUCGCCAACCUCUCCCUAUCUGACAUCUUCGUUUGUGUCAUGUGCAUCCCUUUCACUGUUGCGUACACUUUGAUGGAUUACUGGGUGUUUGGAGAAGCCAUGUGUAAAAUAUCUAAUUUUGUACAAAGUAUGUCUAUCACUGCCUCUACAUUCUCACUUGUGUUAAUUGCUGUUGAGAGGUAUCAGUUAAUAGUAAACCCGCGAGGUUGGAAGCCUAGAAUUUCACAUGCAUUUUGGGGAAUUAUCUUCAUUUGGGCCUUUUCUAUAAUACUGUCGACUCCUUUUUUUUUAUUCCACCAAGUCACCGAUGACCCCUUUAGAAACCUUUCUUCCCACAGUGAUAUUUAUAUGAACAAAGUUGUCUGUGUUGAGGUAUGGCCAUCCCUUGAGGAGAGGCGUAGCUUUACCACAACAAUGUUAAUUUUCCAGUACUUCUUACCACUAGGGUUUAUUUUCGUCUGUUACAUAAAGAUAUUUGUGUGCCUUCAGAAAAGGAAAGGUAAAGUGGAUAAGAUAAGGGAGAAUGAGGUCAGACUAAAUGAGAGUAAAAGGAUUAAUAUUAUGUUGAUUUCAAUUGUUGCAACCUUUGGGGCAUGUUGGUUACCGCUGUACAUAUUUAAUGUUGUGUUUGACUGGAACCACGAGGUCCUGAUCAACUGCCACCAUAAUGUGGUAUUUACUUUGUGUCACUUGGUAGCCAUGAUUUCGACGUGUGCCAAUCCAAUCUUCUAUGGAUUCCUCAACAAGAAUUUUCAGAAAGAUUUGGCUAGUCUGCUUCACAAUUUCAAAUGCUAUGAAUCUCAAGGGUUGUUUGAGAACAUCGCCCUUUCAACUCUGAACACCGAUGUGUCAAAGGGAUCCUUUAAGCUGAACAACAUGCCUUCGAAUAUCUGAAAUGGGCAACCUUUGAAUCAUUUACAUGUCUUUGUCAUGAAUUACUGUACUGCCAAGUUACUCUUAUAUGGAAGUGUGGCCUUCUGGCUCUUGUCAGCAAAGUCCUGUUCUCAAAGUGAAAUCAAAAGCCUACCUGAAUAUUAAUGUAUCAUUCAAAUGAAUAAAACAAAUUGGAUUAAUAAUAUUUAUUAACACCCCCAUAUUUAUUAAAGACCUUUACAGGAGCUUCCAAUGUUGCAGUGCUAGAAAACUGGAAGUGUGGGAAGGAAAAUCUGGAAAAGGAGGUACCGCUUGGAUUGGAAGAUGAUGCAAUAUCCUGUGUGAGCUGUACCACCUGCGUUUUCCUCAUGGUUCUCCUGGUCUGCCUGAAUCAGUACUUCUGACAAAGGCCCCUUGACUACCUUAACAUAAUACCAAUAAUUAGUAUCUUAAGCAACUGACUCUUAUUGUCUGAACUCAAAAGAUAAUCGCCUUCUAAGAAUUCCUUAUGUGAAGCCAUUUCCCUUUCUUUUCCCUUACUGUGCCCCCCCCACUCUGUUCUCAAAUCUGCUCUGGAAGGUGGAGGGAACCUAGAACAGAUUUAGGGAGUACAUGGGGGAGGUGGGGCAGGAAUCCCAUUGCACAGCAGAAACCAUACUGCUCACUAUGCACAUUCAACUACUAUGUUGAAUACAACCCAUCAUCUGUCCACUGAUGCACUAGGUAAUAUGUCAUUCUGACAGGUGCUGGAUUGUAUCAAACUCAAUAACUGUGCAUGCAGGACAACUUCUGUGAGUGCAAUGGAACUUGCUCUCCACCCCCCAACACACUCCCUUUCUAAAAUCUGCUAUGGAUUUCCCCCCAACGCUCUGAGUCUCAUCAGUGGAAGCCCAGCACAAGGAUCUAUAGCUGGGAUAGCUUUGUCAGUUUGAGCACCACCUUGGGCAAAGGAUUCCUACAUUGCAGGGGGGUUGGACUAGAUGCCCCUUGUGGUCCCAUCCAACUCUACAAUUCUGUUAUUCUAUGCUUGUCCCCACUCUCCCUCAUCACAUGAUGGAUUAAAACCCCUGAAUAAUGCUUGCAUAUGGUAGAAAUUCCCUGCCCACCUAGCAGUUUGAAAG
Molecule: messenger RNA, 5740 nt
Organism: Podarcis raffonei (Aeolian wall lizard)
Lineage: Eukaryota; Metazoa; Chordata; Lepidosauria; Squamata; Lacertidae
Product: neuropeptide Y receptor type 6-like
Exons: 6
Coding region: 3555-4640 (361 amino acids)
Biological process (GO): G protein-coupled receptor signaling pathway
Cellular component (GO): plasma membrane; neuron projection
Molecular function (GO): neuropeptide Y receptor activity; neuropeptide binding
Source: RefSeq, a predicted model, not a curated record